This is a messenger RNA of Lobosporangium transversale, 1038 nucleotides long. RefSeq lists its product as hypothetical. NCBI's taxonomy places the organism in Eukaryota, Fungi, Mortierellomycota, Mortierellomycetes, Mortierellales, Mortierellaceae. The coding region runs from base 1 to 1038 and encodes 345 amino acids. The record is from RefSeq and is a predicted model, not a curated record. The transcript has a single exon.
AUGUCUUCCAGUGCCGAAGAAAGUCCUUUGCAUAAUCAAAACAAAAUCGUCUCAGCUACUCAGCCUAUCUCUUCGACAGCAAUGUCUGUAGGAGUCACCGAGGCUUGGGCUGGUUUAGAUACAAGCACCCAGCCUCAGCUUAAAGUUGAACCGAUGCCACCGUUCAACGGACCCUCCUUGGCUUUGAAUCUCUCUCACUCAUUAUCACCAAACACUCGAGUAGAACCACUCCAUCCUCAAUCUCCCCCAUAUCCUCUUCAUUCGACUGCCUCUCGUCUUCAUUUUCACUCCUCUGUCCUGUCCAUGACUCCGACUACUGCCUCUUCCUCACCUUUAGCUUCUUCAAAAAUCAUGAUGCAUACCUCGCAGUUACCUCCGAUGCCUCCUUCUUUAUCUAUGUCGCAUCCUUCACACCAUCUUCAUCACCACAAUGCCAUUGGGGCUAGUCCUCCCGGACUAUCACAGCAAAACUCGUUUGAGCUGGCUCAUUUGAACGAGCUUAUGACGGGUGAGCUGGUAGUCAGCAAGUCUUCUUCAGCCCUUCAAUCGAGCGGUUCCAGUAACAGGCUGCCUCCACCCGCUUCUAUGCCAUCUUUGCCAAAUCAUACGAUGUUUCAUGGCCAAGCAUCGUCAUUCAUCUCGAUGCAGCAGCAGGUACAAUCCCAGCCGCUGUCCUCAACCUCGCACUCUAACCAAGGUGCGUUUCAGUCCAACCAGCCUACUAUGAUCUCAGCUUACUCUACUCAUCAAGGUCAACAGAAACAGCAGCCAUAUCAUUGUGCUUCAGAUUCUACUAUGAGCCGUGGGCCGUCCUCCUCAUCGAGUUGCUCUACUUCUUCAAGCGCAACGCUUCACCAAGGCCCAUAUCAGUUGAGCACCGUCAGUAGUGGAGGUGAUGAUGCUUGUAGUAACACACAUUGUGGCAUCAACCAAAACAAUGCUGCAAUGACAGUACUUGGCUCAACUUCUGCAGGAACUCGCUUUAAUGAUGUGGAUUUUAACAAGAACUCUGGGGCCCCUACCACUGAAAAAGUAUGA